Anarrhichthys ocellatus (wolf-eel) is the source of this 2390-nucleotide messenger RNA. RefSeq names its product protein NATD1 (gene natd1). The record is from RefSeq and is a predicted model, not a curated record. The transcript is spliced from 3 exons. Bases 83 to 421 code for a protein of 112 amino acids. Lineage: Eukaryota; Metazoa; Chordata; Actinopteri; Perciformes; Anarhichadidae.
UUCAUCAUCUCAUGUAGCCAUUUCUGGGUUAGCUAAAGCUGCAGAGUAGCAUAGCAGUCAUCGUCGGUUGUAGCGAGAUACUAUGGCCCAGGCAGCACAGGCAAAUAAUGUCUUCGACGCAAACAACUCUCAGAUACAAGUGGAACACGAUAAACAGCGUCGGCAAUUUGUUAUAAGACUAAAUGGAUCUCACGACCGUGCCGUUCUUCUGUAUGAAUAUGUCGGGAAGAAGACGGUGGACUUGCAACACACUGAAGUUCCAGAUGCUUACAGAGGUAGAGGAAUAGCAAAGCACCUGGCCAAGGCAGCCAUGGAUUUUGUGGUGGAAGAGGACCUGAAAGCUCACUUGACCUGCUGGUACAUUCAGAAAUACGUCAAAGAGAAUCCUCAGCCUCAGUACUUUGAACAUAUUUAUCAAUGACCACACGUGGCUCCGAGAAGGAGAAAGAGACUCCCAUGGAAUAAAUACUGUGUGGCAUCGUGCUUUGGAGUUACAGGCUGACAUACAACAAAGGACCCACCAGGCUUUGUUAAACAUGACAUUGAGUGACUCCAGAGACGACCGAUCUCACGGCACAGACGUCCGUGAGCUGAACGUUGGGUCUACAGGUCGGUAACACAGGUGUUACACCAGAAACAGGAAGUGAAUCAGCUGGUCACUACUCUUAACAAAAUUAGCAAAUAACCUCAGACAGAAACAUUCAGGAUGUGUACUCAUCACUGAUGGGAAGCAAAGGUCGGGCCUGUAAAGGUAACAGAUGUGAUGCAUAUUUCCUGUCCUCCUUUGGACUCAUCGGAUGUGAGCAGCGCUGCUAGAUGACCGACCCAGGUGUCUUUCUCCAUGAUGGUGAUGGCGGCGCUUCUGAUGCUCAAACUAUGAUGACUUUUAUAUUUCGACCCUCUUCUGAUAUUCUUUGGCUUUAUUAAUGUUCUUUUUUCUUUCGCCUCCUUUCAUACAAAUAGUUUUUUUAAGGCUGAAAUGCUAAUUUGCUAAGUUGUAAAUGCUAAACAAAUCUUUGAAACGUCAUGUCAUUUUUUUCUAUGAAAUUGCGGAGAGGUAUAGGCAUUAAUUCGGUGGAUACUGGGUAAUUAUUUGGAAUUUUAUUUUCCCAAAAUAUCAAUUUGGUUCCACUGUUACUAUAUCCACUCCCACUGUUUCAAGUAACAGAAAUGUACUGUUUGUUAUUGGAGUCCUAAAUUGAUCAUGGAUGCAGGGAUUUGUAAACCAAAGAACACAAACUGAGGAUGGCGAACUUUGAAGACAAAGUUCAUUAUUUUCUCCAUCGCACAUGUUAAAUAUUAGACACGUGAUAAAUUGGGUCUGAACCUCAUCACUGUGUGGUACAACGCUUCAGUGUGGAUAUGGAUAAAUAUCUCUGCUCAAACCAGCACUUAAAAAAACAGCACUGUUAUAUUCAGGGCAUUUACAUUGUAUGGUGUCCAUUGUCCUUUGUUCUGUUUUUCAGUAAAAUGACACUGGAUGGACGGAUCUUAAACGCUUGUUUUUACUUGUCAUUUGAUCUGUUUUUUUCUUGUACCCACAUGGCUGCUUUCACCAGCUGAUGUAAAAGUGAUAAAGGUCAUCAUGGAAGAAAUUUUUUACUGAAAAAAAACCAGUGUAUUCCCCUUUUUUGGCUCUUCAUGAGCUUUUGCUGUUGACAAUCUUCAGUGUUGAGGAGAAGAACACCUCAGGUUGCUCAACACUCUGGCAGGACACACAACAUGAAAUGCAGACUUUCUUUAUCUGCUUUAAUCACCGAGUUAAUUGCCGGAAUCCACUUCCCCUUUUGUAAAACCGUCCUUUAGGUGACACAAACCUAUUGAUAGACCAAGAUAUCCAAUGUAUUAUUUCAUUUUUGUGUUUAUGUUUACAUGUGUUUACCAAUUCUUGUUAUAUUGUUUUGUGCUUUUGACUUUUUUCCAUUCUUGCUAUCUAUGAAUAAAUAAAACAAUACUCAUCACAUUAUUAUCACAUUAAGUUUGUACAUACAGCCAACUUUAAAGAGAUUAGGUACUGUACAAUAUAUUUUGCAUAAGUAGUGCAGUAAUUUAGAGAGAUAAAUAAAACUUUGUAUGUACACUAAACUAUGUAUGUAUAUUGUGGUAACUUAAAUGUAUUUAACAUCCUGCAACAAAGGUUAAAGAAAAACUAGAAGAGUUUUGCAAACUUGAAUUUGCUGCCAUCUAGUGACAUUAUUAAGAAUUACUUAAACUCUUUGUCACAUUGUGUACCGUUAGCAAUGCAGGGGUGAGCUGGACAGAACUCUGCUUGCUAAUCUCCCAUUUGAAAGCACAGCAGUUCAACCACAGAUCCAGCGGAGACUAUGUUCUAUAGUGAAAAACCUGCCUGUUCUAGUUAUUUUACAGCAUAUUCUAGUGUAUUUAGACUG